Molecule: messenger RNA, 963 nt
Organism: Penicillium pulvis
Lineage: Eukaryota; Fungi; Ascomycota; Eurotiomycetes; Eurotiales; Aspergillaceae
Gene: bgt1
Product: 1,3-beta-glucanosyltransferase Bgt1
Exons: 3
Coding region: 1-963 (320 amino acids)
Biological process (GO): cell wall organization; carbohydrate metabolic process
Cellular component (GO): extracellular region; cell surface; fungal-type cell wall
Molecular function (GO): 1,3-beta-glucanosyltransferase activity; glucan endo-1,3-beta-D-glucosidase activity
Source: RefSeq, a predicted model, not a curated record
AUGCGUGUUUCUGGCCUCGCCUCCCUCGCCUUGGCCGUCGCCCCGGCCCUGGCCACCUCUACACGCGGUACCCUGGGUUUCUCGCUCGGUGACAAGAAUGCCGAUGGCACCUGCAAGUCUACUAGUGACUAUGAGGCCGAUUUCGACAACUUGAAGGACUUGACAACUCUCGUCCGCACCUAUUCUGGAACCGAGUGUGACACCCCUCAAAACAUUCUUCCCGCCGCGAAGAGCAAGGGUUUCAAGGUUGUUCUUGGUAUCUGGGUUGGCGCACAGGAUAGUGGUGAUUUGAGCACUAACGAUGCCUCCUUCACCAAGGACUUCGCCGCCUUGAAGGAGGCUGUCCCUGGAUACGAGGACUACGUCGAGGCCAUCACCGUCGGCUCGGAGACUCUCUACCGUGGCGACCAGACCGGCCCCUCGCUGCACAACUACAUUGGUCUGGUUGCCAACCAGUUCAAGUCCAUCUCUGUCGGUACUGCCGAUAGCUGGAACAAGUUCGCUGAUGGAACUGCGGAUGACCUGUUCACUCGCGAUACCACCGAUGCCCCGCUUGUCACCUAUGUGCUUGCCAAUGCCUUUGCUUACUGGCAGGGAACUGCUGCCGAUCAGGCCUACAAGACCUACUUCGAUGAUAUGUCUGGUGCCAUGGAGCACAUCCAGAAGGUUGCUGGUAGCAAUGCUGAUAAGAUUCACAUUCUUAAUGGCGAGACUGGCUGGCCCACCGACGGCGGCUCUGAUUAUGAGGCUGCCAAGGCUGGUACCGCUAAUGCCGAGACCUUCUGGCAGACCGGUGUGUGUGGCAUGCUCGCCUGGGGUGUUGACCUGUUCUACUUCGAGGCCUUUGAUGAGUCCUGGAAGCCCGACAGCGUUGGUGACAACGGCCAGGCCAUGGACGAGAAGCACUGGGGCCUCCGCACUGCUUCCCGCCAGGACAAGUUCAACACCACUUGUUCCAACUGA